Penicillium nucicola is the source of this 1632-nucleotide messenger RNA. RefSeq names its product cytochrome P450. The transcript is spliced from 4 exons. The coding region runs from base 1 to 1632 and encodes 543 amino acids. The record is from RefSeq and is a predicted model, not a curated record. Gene Ontology annotation, molecular function: oxidoreductase activity, acting on paired donors, with incorporation or reduction of molecular oxygen; heme binding; monooxygenase activity. Lineage: Eukaryota; Fungi; Ascomycota; Eurotiomycetes; Eurotiales; Aspergillaceae.
AUGGCCGGAAGUCUUUUCUAUAGGGUCUUUGAGGCGCUGUUGGAGAACACAGGAUACGUUGCAGUGCUUAUUCUAUCCUCUUACGUUGUCUACCAACUAGUCUACCAGCCUUUCAUUGUCAGUGCCCUGCGAAGAAUCCCUGGUCCAAAGACUUUCGCUGCAACCAAAUGGCGACUGGCCCUUGCCGACUACCAUGGAGUUAGAACCCAAUGCAUACACUCUUUGCACCAGCAAUAUGGCACCGCAGUGCGUAUAGGUCCAAAGGAAGUAUCCUUCUCUUCUCUCUCCGCUUUGAGAACGAUCUAUGGUGCAGGGUCAGGGUUUGAACGAACCGAAUUCUACAGAAUGUUCGAUGUGUAUGGACGACAAAAUCUUUUUACCUUUGCUGGCACCAAGCAGCAUGCAGAGAGGAAGAAGAUUCUUGCUCAUGCUUACUCAAAAAGCGUGAUAUUGUCACCAAACGCGAUUGCAAAGCCCUUGAUAGAGGCGAAUGUGAAAAGCUAUUUGGACUUGCUGGAGGAUGAAAAAGACGUGGCUGAGGAGAUCUUCCAGAGCCUUCAUUGGUUUAGUCUGGAUAGCAUUACUGGCUUUCUCUAUGGAGAUCAAUACGGAGGAACGCAUGCGCUUAGAGGAAAUGACUCGGACAGGAGAAUGUUGAGUGAUAUUAUCGACCCUAGUCGGCGAAAGCUUAGUUGGUUUGCGGUACACUUGAAGCAAUAUACGAAGUGGCUCUAUACACGGACGGGAACCAUGGAGAAAGCCAUCACACAACUGGGGCUACUGCCUAUGCAAAAGCCUGCAACUUAUACGGGCAUUCGCGCACAUGCGCUCCAAUCCUGGUCUGGUUUUGAGACUGCUGCGACGGAAAAAGAUUUGGAGCCGGAUUUGGCUAUCAUCGAUAAGCUGUGGCGGCACAAUAAAUCUGGCAAAGGAUCUCGCCUCGAUGGUCUUGACAUGGCCUCUGAGCUGGCCGACCAUCUACUAGCCGGCAUCGAUACAACAAGUGAUACCCUGAUGUUUGCGAUAUGGGCCCUUUCUCGACCUGAGAAUGAGCCGUAUCAGAAAAGAUUGAUACAAGAAGUUGAUUUAAUCCUGAACACGGAUUGCAACCAGGACGGUAUUCCACUUGCCGAAGUCGCGGACCGACUGCCUUACCUUGAUGCUGUUCUCAAGGAGACCCUUCGAUUGUAUGCCCCUUUACCAGCAGCAGAACCACGAUCUAUGCCGGUUGAUACUAUAAUUGACGGGCAUCUUGUUCCAGGCGGAACAGUUGUGAGUAUGUCACCGUAUGUGCUUCACCGCAACCCUGAUGUAUUCCCGGAACCUUUAAAGUUUAACCCUGAGAGGUGGCUCGGUCAAUGGGUAGAUCUUGCAGAGAUGAAAAAAUGGUUUUGGGCAUUUUCUAGUGGAGGUCGCAUGUGCAUUGGCUUGCAUCUGGCCAUGGCGGAGAUGACGACAUUGCUUGCUGCUAUCUACAGGAAGUAUACUACUAGUGGAUAUAAAAAGCAGAAAGGUGUCAGUCCUGGGAUCACCAGCAGGUUUGAAGUCUUCUAUGACGAGACCUUCCCUAAAUUUGAGGAACACGAAUGCUGGAUCAGUUUCAAGAACCGUGAAAAGUCCGCCAUUGAGUGA